AACCAGAAAAGUAAAAGAGAAAACAAAGCUGACAACCCCACCUUAAGCAUAGGGAACCUUUUCUUUAUCGAAAUAUGAAAACAAAGAAACUUGAGAGGGGAUAAUGUUUGAGUGGCCAGAGAAAGAGAUAUAGCUUUGAGAAAACACACCACACCAUUAUUCAAGAGAUCUAUCUCCAUUAUUCAAUCUUUCCUUCUUCUUCUUCAUCUUCUUUAGUAUACUAGAGAGCAAAAUGGAAUCUGAGGGAGGAGUGUUGUUACCAUUGUUUCACGAGCAUCCUAUGACGCCUUGGAAUGAUCAUCAUAUGAGGAAAGGCGAUUGCUGUGAUUGCUUUGAACCUCAGAGUGAUGGCUACUAUUGUAAACUCUGUGAUUUCUUCGUGCACAAGAAGUGUGGCGACGAGCUGUCUGAAUUCAUCAGCGACCACCCAUCUCACCCCGAUCACACUCUCCGGCUUCAAGAAAAACGAGGUAACAUAUGUGAUUCAUGUGGAAGGAAAAUCGUCAAUCUAUGCUAUCGUUGUGAGAUGUGUGACUUUGACGUGGACCUUCACUGUGCCAAGUACCCACCACCAGAUGUUAUUGACAAUUUCGAGACGCACCCCCACAAGCUCACACUUCUCAAGGAACAGACUGAGUUUGAGUGCUCUGCUAAAUGCAGGAAGGGAGGUGGUGAUGGGUUUCCAUACAAAUGUGAUGAAUGUGAUGUAUCCUUCCAUGUGGAUUGUGUAUGGCACCCAGAAGAGCUAAAUUACUCACCAGAGGUAAACCACUCUUACCACUCCUUGCAUCCUCUUAAGCUCCUCACAGGUCCACCACCGCACUAUUCUGAUGGUAAAUGUCGUCUUUGCGGAACAGAUAUUGGUGAAUAUUUUUAUCAUUGUUCAUCUUGUAAUUUCACCGUGGAUUUGCCUUGUGUUUUUAAUCCACCACCAAAAUCUUCUGCUGAUCCGAAAGUUCAUGAUCACCAACUCACGCUUCUUCCAAGACUCGAUUCUUUUACAUGUAAUGCUUGUGGUCUAAAGGGAGAUCGAAGCCCUUACGCAUGUUUUGAUUGUGGUUUCAUGAUCCAUCAAGAUUGUCUUGGCCUUCCACGUGUCAUUAACAUCAACCGGCAUGAUCACCGUGUUUCUCGUACUUCCGUUCUUGGUGACGCUGCUAUGAAUUCUGUCUGCGGAGUUUGUCGCAAGAAGGUGGAUUGGACUUAUGGCGGCUUUUCUUGUAAGAGGUGUCCUGGUUAUGUGGUUCAUUCUAAAUGUGCUACUAGAAAAGAUGUGUGGAACGGGAAAGAGCUCGAAGGAAUACCUGAAGAAGAAGAAGAUAUAGAACCAUAUGUGGUGAUAGAUGAAAACACAAUACAACAUUUCAGCCACAAAGAGCAUUACCUAAGACGAAUCCAUGGGAAUGGUGUUUGGUACGAGGAGAACAAACGAUGCAGCGCAUGCAUCCAUCUCAUCGGUCUUCAAUCUUUUUAUGGCUGUGUGGAUUGUGAUUUUUAUCUACAUCAUAAGUGUGCUGAAUGUCCUAAAAUGAAACGGCAUGUGCUACACAAUGACCGGCUCACUUUAGUUACAAACGAGGAGCUAGAAGUCUUCAACUGUCUUGUUUGCGAUCGAGCAUCCAGUGGUUUCAUGUACAAGGAUGGGAAUAGGAAACUAGAUGUCUUGUGUGGUUCAGUUUCUGAACCAUUUUUCCAUCCAAGUCAUAUUCACCAUCCCUUAUAUUACAUUCCAACCGAAGAAGAAGAAAUAUGCAAUGGUUGCAACAGAAGGGAACAUCAUAUGCUUCGGUGCAUUGAAGGUGAUUGUGGAUUUGUACUGGGCUUCAAAUGCGCCACUCUACCACAAGUGGUAAAACACAUAGUAGACGAUCAUCCUCUCUCACUCUGCUAUAGCCAAGAAGAAGAGGCAAGUGGUAAAUACUGGUGUGACAUUUGUGAGAAAGAAACGAAUCCAAAGGAAUGGUUUUACACGUGUAAAAAUCAACAAGCUAGUUUGCAUACAAUGUGUGUGCUCGGAGACUGUACAGGGCUCAUGCCAAGAAGCGUAGCAAAAUUGUGGGGGAAACCAACUGAGGUGGUGCUGAAUAAUAGUGUAACUCGCCCAUUUUGCAUUUGGUGCAAGUCUCGUUGCAUGUACCCUAUCAAACUCAAGUUGCUUGGAACCUCAGGGACGUACGCUUGCUCUCUUGAGUGCGCAUUUUAUUUUAUUAUCAUUCUUAUUGAGUUGGACAGGUCCAGCGAGAUAAAUCGUUAAGAUGUUUAUUCGUAUCAGUUUCUUACAUUCUUCCUUCGGACAAGUUCACUUCCACUUUCAGUUGAUCUCCCUAAUGUAAUAUCAAAAGGCGAGCUGUUUUCUUUAAAAAUAUAGACAGCAGAUUCUUGAGGACUAAAAGAAUGAUAACUGUGAAACAGAGCGUAACUAGUGUUGUGUACUUGUAUAUUUAUUUAUUUUGAUUAUGGCUAUGGUUCCCACAAAGUUUGGCGUAUGGUUUACCAAAAACUUCAUGAACCAGGUAAUCCAUCUUGCACUACUAUUUCUUGAGAAG
This is a messenger RNA of Brassica rapa (field mustard), 2546 nucleotides long. RefSeq lists its product as uncharacterized. Lineage: Eukaryota; Viridiplantae; Streptophyta; Magnoliopsida; Brassicales; Brassicaceae. The record is from RefSeq and is a predicted model, not a curated record.